GUCUGUCCAUCCCCGAAAUGUCAUCGGCACCCAGCGUCUUCAGCGCCAUCGGUAAUACGCCUCGACGCAUGCGCCAGUCAAUGACAUCGGCGCUUGCAUCGGUGUCAUCGGUGCUCUGCCAGGAGCCAGAGGCCACUCAGAAGCCGGACGCUGCCGAGCCCACGGGCAGUACCACUGGACGCAAGCGCCGAAAGCGUCGCAGCCCCGAAGGCGAUGCACCCGGGGCGUCGGAGAGCUUUGAAGGCAGGGCGAUGACAGCCCCGGAGCCGACAGACCCGCAGCCGCUCAAGGGCGAGAACGAGAAGCCCCGCAGGCGCCGCCGGAGGGAAGCAGGCGAGCAAGCCAGCGCGGAGCCAGGCGCUGCCGAGGAGGCGGAACGCCAGGUGGAGCGCCAGCGCGACCACUCGGGAGCCAGUGCUGCCGCUCGGGAGCCACGCGCAGACAAGCCCCAGGUGGAACUCCAGGUGCUCAGCGCCCCGAGCCUCGAGGACGACGCGCUCGAGCAGCCGAGGGAGGGCGCCGUGCGCCAGGCGGCGGACCGCUUCUCGGGGGAGGCAGGUAGCGCGGCCACGCGGAAGCCAGGCGCUGACGAGGGGGAGGAGUUGGACGUGGAGUCCCAGGUGAAGCCCCAGGAGGUGAAACCCGAGAAGGCCGAUUGGACGGACGACUUGGAUAUGGCAGAUACGUACGAGCUCAACACGUCGAUUUGGGACAGCAUGAUGUUUUUCGGGUUCCCCGAGCUCGGAUGGAACGUGUCCUUUACGCUGCUCUUCGGCUACGUCGUCAAUCUCGUAUCCCAGCUCGCGUUCUGCUUCGUGGUCUAUACAUACAUGCUCAAACCGAACGUUGAUUCGUCCACGCUCAGUAAUUUGCUCAAGUUUCGGCUGAGCCUCGCGCACAACUCAGAGUUCGCGGACCCCAUGACGAAGCAAUCUUUGGCGAGGCAGGUUUGCAGCACCAAUAAGAAGGUGCACUUCGCCGCUGGGCAGAUAAGCGUCUUGUCGGACGUGCAGAAAUUCGUAAGGGGCGGGCCCACGCUGAUGAUAAUCGCAGAGAUCCUCUUUCUCGUAGUCAUCGUCAAGGAGAUGGGCGCCAUCGUGCAUUUCUACCAAGCCGUCAUGUCGCUAGAUCGGGCGGAUACCACUCAGGUUAAUCUGACUGUACAAAGGGGUCCUAAAUUGUCAUCCAUUACGGCUCGAUUUGAAAAGAUCCAUCGGAUGCGUGUUCGCUUUACCUGGGCUCUCAUCACCGUGCCCCGCGUCAUCAUUUGCGUACGAUAG
Prorocentrum cordatum is the source of this 1280-nucleotide messenger RNA. NCBI's taxonomy places the organism in Eukaryota, Dinophyceae, Prorocentrales, Prorocentraceae. The record is from the annotation of a GenBank genome assembly.